Messenger RNA from Clupea harengus (Atlantic herring), 1193 nucleotides. It is a transcript of the gene tsn, whose product is annotated as translin. Gene Ontology annotation, molecular function: sequence-specific DNA binding; single-stranded DNA binding; RNA binding. Gene Ontology annotation, biological process: RNA metabolic process. Lineage: Eukaryota; Metazoa; Chordata; Actinopteri; Clupeiformes; Clupeidae. The record is from RefSeq and is a predicted model, not a curated record.
UGGGCGUGAUUGAGCUCCGUUUCGUUGGCGAUGGGAUGACAUCAUCUUAAUGCGACAAACUCAGGAAGGACCUUAUGUGGAGCAUGUUGAUGACAACCGCUCAACAGCACAAAGCACGUUGACGUUAAAAACGAUUGUAAUAAUUAGCUUGAAGUGAUUUAACGUUAUAUUUUGUGCCAACCUUGAAGUAACGGUAACGUUAGGAAAAAUCCUUAGUGACAAUUACACGGAACUGUUCAGAUUAAUCAGUGUUGUAUCGAGCUGACUACAAGAUGUCAGUUACGGAGAUGUUCACUUACAUCCAGGGCUUUUUGAGCGCGGAUCAAGACGUGCGAGAGGAUAUCAGGAAAGUCGUCCAAGUCCUCGAACAGACAGCCAGAGAAAUCUUGACUCUGCUUCAAAGUGUACAUCAACCAACUGGUUUCAAAGACAUUCCCAGCAAGUGUCUGAAGGCGCGUGAGCUGUUCAGCACCGUGAGGACGCACAUGGGAGAAUUGAAAACAAAGUUCCCCGUAGAACAGUAUUAUCGGUUUCACGAGCAUUGGAGGUUUGUGCUUCAACGGCUGGGUUUCCUUGCUGCGUUCGUGGUCUACUUGGAGAGUGAAUCCCUGGUUACUCGAGAAGAAGUUGCCAAGAUAUUAGGCAUCGAAGUAGACAGAGAGAAGGGAUUUCACCUGGACGUUGAAGAUUACUUGGCAGGUGUUCUCAUCAUGGCAAGUGAACUGUCUCGUCUGGCAGUAAACAGCGUGACGUCGGGUGACUACGGGCGCCCCCUGCGCAUCUCCAACUUCAUCAACGAGCUGGACUCCGGCUUCCGCCUGCUCAACCUGAAGAACGACCCGCUGCGCAAGCGCUACGACGGCCUGAAGUACGACGUGAAGAAGAUCGAGGAGGUGGUCUACGACCUCUCCAUCCGCGGCCUGGCCAAGGAGCAGGAGGCCGGCGGAGACAAGUAGAGAGGGGAGAGGAAGAUGAGGAGGAGGAAGGUGCAGGGGUCUCUUGUAUCCCCCUGUGCUGGGACUCCCUCCUCCCAAACCACGGUUUACCCCAGAGACUUCGCCUGCGUACGAGCAGGAUAGAUGAGAGGAAGGAGCGAGGGAUAGAGAGAGAGAUAAAAAGGAGGGGAGAUAGUGAAUGAAGGCCCAGCUGCCUCAGACGUGUGUGUGUGUGUGUGUGUGAGCGUGUGUGUGUGU